Molecule: messenger RNA, 5669 nt
Organism: Haliotis rufescens (red abalone)
Lineage: Eukaryota; Metazoa; Mollusca; Gastropoda; Lepetellida; Haliotidae
Product: ankyrin repeat domain-containing protein 17-like
Exons: 2
Coding region: 164-967 (267 amino acids)
Biological process (GO): intracellular signal transduction; RNA processing
Molecular function (GO): RNA binding; protein binding; RNA nuclease activity
Source: RefSeq, a predicted model, not a curated record
GUGUGUCAGUGUGAAUCAUUACAGUGGUGUCUACUGACACUGUCAGGACUCGGGCCACUGUGGCUGGCAGGGUGGUGCCCCCACCCUUCUAUAUUACCCCACCCCGGGGCAGAGGAGGAGUCAGACACACUGGACACUAGUGAAACAGACCUAAACAACCAAGAUGGCCGACUUCUUCAGUUUUCUCCAAUCAACACUGAGUCAGGAGAAACAGAUGGAAGACGCAGUCAACAACAAUGACAUGGACCGGGUCUGCGAACUUAUCAAGAACUACAAGAUCAACAGCAAGGUUCAGCAACAGGGUGGCAACACUGCUCUCCACCUGGCCACCCGACUUGGACAUCAGGAAAUUGUUAAGAAGCUUCUCGAAGCAGGAGCUGAUCCCAUGUUAAAAAAUGACUUCAACUUGACGCCUAUCGACACUGCAACACGGAAGAGUCAUCAGGACUGUCUCAUACUUUUAUUACGUUACGCUACCAAUUUCCCUGAAAUCAGCGUCAUGUGGUUGCAGUCUGGCGGGUCGAUGAUACUUUGGAAAGAGGCCACCGAUGUUGUCAUGGGAACACUGUUGUGUGCCACACCCAAUUUUGGAUCCACUCGAAGUAAUACACAGAAUAAUUUAUUUUACCGACUGGUAGAUACGAAAAUGCUACAAAGUUUAAAACUCCUAGUGAUGACGGGGUACCAGCUAACAAAUGAACAGAAGUUGAAACUUGAAUCGUCGGAUGAAAAGCGAUUUCUUGAAUGGCUGAAGUCGUAUCUAUUCAAGCCUCAGACAUUACAGCAUUAUUGUCGCAUUGCCAUUCGACGAGCGUUUGAGUCUCGCGUCAACGUCUUCUAUGGGUCGAGGUUUCUGCCCCUUCCUGCAUCACUACGAGACUUUGUUUGUAUGGACAGUGAACUCCACUCCACGGAGGAGAAGCAGGAGAACCAGGAGGAGAAUAGUGACGCCAGUGAUGCUAUGUAGUCGUGUUGAGGUCAACUUUCAGAGGGCUUUCAGUGAAUUGGGGGAAUUAGGCCAUAACAUCAUGAUAAAAUGUUGAAAUCAUUGGCUCUUUUCCCCACCAAAUAUAUCCAUGACUUGUAAGGUGUUUUUUAAAAUGUCUUAAAGGUCCAUUGACUCACGAGUGUGUCACUGUCUGUUAUAUCUCUCAAGUCUGAUAACAAAGUUUAGAAAACAACUUACAGGAUUAGGGAAGGGAGGUAACCCUGUAAUGACCUAAUUAUAAGAAUACACACUUUUGAUUUCUUCUUUUUUUGUUAAAAAUUGUAAAACCAGGUUGUGUAUAAAAAGGCUUAGCUUUAUUCUCUAUUCCUUGGUAAUUAAUGCUUUAUUAUACACAACCUGUGAGAAAGGUCAAGGUCACCACAAAAAUCAGUCAAUAGCACUUUUUUGUCAUACUAAAUAUACAGAAUGAUUUGUAUAUUUUGCCCCCAAACUCUGGUGAACAUUUCUUUAAUUUGUUGUGGCCUCAACAAGAAGCUUGUGAUGAGGGAUUGUACGGACAUAUCAUAACAGUUUCAGUUGCUUAGCAGCUUCAAAAUAGGAACAAUGUAGAACAGAACUUCCAGGUGUGCAUUGUCUGUUCAUGCCACGGUCCAACUGACAAAGAAGGGAUAUUUCCCAAACCAUUAUUCAUGCAAUAUUUUCAUAUCUUAAUUUUCCACAUACAAUAGUUUCAAUACACUGACAGGAAACAAGAAAGUUCUAAUUGUCCAAGGCAGUUGAUGGCCAAGCGAUGUAGAUAUUGCCAGAUCACAAACAUCAUGGCAGUGUCAGUAUAGGGUUUGCACGAAAAUUAUAAAUGAACUCAUAUGCAAUGAUUUCAUUAAAAACAAUUAACAUUUGAUUAAACAUGGAAAAAAAGAUGAAAUUAUGUUCAAUAUAAGCCAAUAUUUAAUCAAACUUCAAGGAUGCAACCAGGAUUUUUUAAAAACUGUAACUUCACUGUGGGGGAGUACCCAAAAGCCUACCCUAAAAGUCACAAGCUCGAUAUGUAAACCAUUAUUAAUUUAUGCAGGAUAUGUUAAGUGUUCACUCAGCACACAGAAGGACCAUGUUUGGUUCCCCACAUGGGAUCUGGUGUCCCCUGCCACGACAUUGGUCAAAUAUAUAGUUAAGAGCAGGGUAGAACCAUACUCACUCACUAACCCUUCAGAAAAAGCAGACAUUGACCAGGGCUGACCUUCGUGCUAGUUUCAGGAAGAGGACAAUCAAAUAAUGAAGACACUGUGAUACAAAGUUGCUAAAUACGGACCACUGUUGGCUUCCGCUGUUGGAUGUGAAGGGUGCAUUUGUUGCUAUGCUAUUCAAUUCUUGACAGGGAUACUGAUAUAUUUCUCACUACUGUCAUGUACCUUAAGUAAUGGUUAUUGUUUGUUUGUUUGUUUUUAACGCCGCACUCAGCAAUAUUCCAGCAAUAUGACGACGGCCUGUAAAUAAUCAAGUCUGGACCAGACAAUCCAGUGAUUGAUAUCAUGAGCAUCAAUCCACGCAAUUGGGAUCGAUGACAUGCAUCAAACAAGUCAGCGAGUCUGACUACCCGAUCCCGUAUGUCACCUCUUACGACAAGCACAGUCGCCUAUUACAGCAAGUAUGGGUUGCUGAAGACCUAAUUGGUAUUGGUCAAACAUGGUAUAGGAGGAUGAUCCCUAUCAAAAUUUGAGUAGCAUAGGCCUAUAUUUACCCACUAAGUCUUGUCAAUACUGAGUUAGAAAUUAGAUUGUUACCUUGUUAUUUUGUUACUCAUUUCUUUGUGAUAGAAUUAUCAGAAUAUAUUUGAAUUUGUUAUGCUAUGUUUCAGCGUUGAUAUCACAUUUGUUCACUAUAUACCAAUUCAUGUUUUUUCGUUUGUGUGAAAAGUUAAUUUUUAUUCACUUCUAUCAGUUUUUUACUCAAGUGAAGGAUUCCACUACACUGGUUCUUGUGUCCAGAGCUGUGUCCAGGCAAAGGGGAGGUAACUCUCCUUGAGUGUAUGUUAUUCUGAUAAACAUGAUUAAUAAUUUAUUUGUUGCAUUCUCUUUAUCACAUUUAUAUAAAAAAAAAAACAUGUGUCACAGCAAAUGUUGAAAAUUAAAUAUUUUGUUACCCGAAUACAAUAUUAGAACCAAAAAUAUGGAAGGCGAAGAUUCUAAAAUCUGUUGCCAACAUUACGUGCUUCAUAGAUUAUUUUCUUACAGAGUAUUCAUUUUUAGAAAUUUAAUAAAAUAAUAUGAUAAUGCGAGGACAUUAGCAAUGGUUGUGAGAAAAUGUUUUUUCUACAGUGUGGUGACACUAUAGAUGAUAUCACAGGUAAAAAUUGCUGACAUUACAUUUUUUCGCUGAGUUUUUUAAUGACAGUGUAUCUGGACACUAAAUGUCUGUUGUGAAGACAAUAACACCUCACAACUGAAAUAAUCUAUAUAAACCACUUAACAAUCGAUAGGGAUAUUUUGGGUGUACAGGUUGGAUAUCACUGAUUGCUUGGAAAAGUUGUCAUGCAAUUAGCAUGUAAUGGUGCCAUAGAAAUGGCACACGUUCAGCUAUAUUUUAAUUUAAGAUAUAUACAAGUACACAUUUCAAUAAGUCCUCUGAGUUUUAACAGUAAAUUAAUGAAACAUCCCAUUAGCCCUAUUGAUGGUUGAGUAAACAUUUCAUUUGAGCAUGUUAAGACAUCAUUAGUUUUCAUAUUGAUACCAUGAGUUUUAUCCAUGUUCAUAACUAAAACCUAUAUAUAUUGUGAGUCUUGUGCAUGCAUGUUGUCACAGCAUAAAUACUCUUUAUGCACUCAGCAAUGAUGUAUAUUAAUCUGUGUACACAGAAACUGGAAGACAUAGCUGUAACACUCACUAAGGGCCACACUGUGGUACUUCUAGCCCCAAUCAAGCAUAUUUACAAACUGUGCUAUGUGCUGUAUAAUCAUGCAGCACUUUAUAUUGUAACAGUUAUAAAGGAAAACAAUCAUUGUGACAUGUGUAGUUAACAGUAGUAAUGGUUGCCGAAUUCAUUGCCUGUUCAAGGCCAUUUAUAGAUUUUUAGGCCUUUUAAAGGCCAGACUGCCAAAUUAAAGGCCAUUCAAGCGUGUAUGGAACUUGUGUCCUCAUUCACCAAAGUAUGUAAUGUGUUACAGUGUUCCAAGUGUCUGUGUAACGUGCAACAGCGUUAUAUUGCGUAGGUUUCUUGGCAGAAUAAAGCAAGUGGAUAAAAACCGCAUCUGUUGGUGUCAUUCACAGAUAAAUAUGCAAAUAAGACAGGUUGAGGAGGUACUAAUAUCAGUGUUUUCAAACAAACUUGGCAUCGCACUUGUAUAUUGGGGUUGAGGAGCUGGACAAAUUAUCAAAAGAAUAGUCUACCUUAGACCAAAAUUUUAACAUGGGUAGAGCUGCAGCCUUUAACAAGGGCAACUUUGGCAAUGUAAAUUGCAAAUGAAUUUAGUGAAAACGCCUGAAAAUGCCAGUGGGAUCUGUGCCUGCACAUCUCUGCAGUUUGGGGUCUUUUCCCAAAUUCAAAACAGUUCGAUAUGGCCAAAAUAUGUCCGAAAUUUUACUUUGUUUCAUUUUGUAACUGUUUGGGACUGUUUCAGCUGGAACCAUAUUGACUGUUGUCUCCGUCAAUCUGACCAAUCACUGAUGUUGUGAUGUAACAAUGAAUCAGUGAACAAUUAGCUGUGACCAUUGACCAAUGCUUAUGAUGCUUGCUGGACAAGGGUUAAUCACGUUAACCAGUUGUAUCCAGGGACAAGAAAUAUACUCUUCGAAAUGUGGACCAUAUCAUGUAUAGUAACCAUGGUGACUGUGAUUUAUUUUUGAAGUAAAAAAUGAAUUCUACAGAGCAUAAUGAUGUGAGAAAUGUAUGCAAUAUUUUAUACACUUAUUGUUUGAUGUUGUUGUUAUAACAAAGUGCGCAGGCAACCCUGGAUAUAACAGUCAUACUUCCCGGGAAGUCGGUGAUAAUGAUGCCAUACUGACCACCAUGCCCUAGUAGUUACAAUAUUUGCUUGUCACAGUGCCAAGUUUGAUACACAUUUCUGAUGUUGCUCUCCAUAUUUCUGGCAUAUUACUGAAUAGCAUAAAACCCUACUCACUCACUCACUGAUUAUAUCUACAGUUGUCUGCAUCACCAAUUUGUUUUUGUAGAAAUCAAUUCCAAUUCUUCAUGUUGAUUAAUACUAAAUAUGCAAUUAUGGUUGUGAAGAAAGGAAGGUAUGUGUGAAUCGUGUUGAAUCAUGUGUUGAAUCAUUUGACGUAUAGAACACCUGGUGGACCGUAUCUGUACUGAGGAAAAUGUAUGUCCAUAUAUUGUUUUUGAUUGUUUUUGAUACAUGUUGUAAUUUUGUGAUAUAUUUUUGUUUGUUUCAUGACUUGUUUGGAUAUUGUACUGUUGUAACUUGUUAUAAGAUUAGUGUUGUUGUUCUAAAGUUGCUACUGAAUAUUGUAAGUCCUUGGCUAAUUUCACAAUUGUCUCGUCUCGUUCAACAUUUACUGGUUAUUAUUUCCUACAUGACAACACAGAGGAUGAACAAUGAACUAGACAGACAAUGGAGGUGGAAAUGUUUGUACCCAGUUAUGAGAUUUUCAUUUGGGUUAAGCUGCCAGUAACUAAAACUGACAAGAAUAUUUUCGUGAUAGUUAUCUCCCUUUGAUAAGUUGCUAUCUCCCCUUACCAUUAAUCAGGUAAAUAGUUAUCUCCC